AUGGUUGCCCUUCUAUUCGUCGCUUGCCUUCUCUCCGCGCUAGCAGUUGAAGGUAAGUCGCAUGCUUUAUUUGCUGGAGCGAUCAUGGGCUAGGAUUAAUCAGAGGCGCGAGAUAAAAAAUGCCAACUGUCCUUUAGCAAAUUCACCAUCCUUUUAACACUCCGUAUGUACUGGCAGACGUAGGCAUUCCACCUUCAGAUAUUUCGAGUAUUUUUUCCUACCUGGCUGCUCCUCGCUUCGAGUCUUUCUCUAAAUAAAGAAUUACAUGCGAAUUGGCUCAGUGGUCCUUUUGGUGGUACAGGUCAACCAAUGUCAUCCGACCGAAAACCGACAGGGUGAGAGACUGCUGGCUCAGUGGUUAGAGGCGUGGACUUCUAACUAACGGGUUACGAGUUCAAGCCUCGGGUGUUCCACACUUCGGGGUUGGGUAUGACUGGCUGAGGUCGGCUAAUAAGCCAGAAAUGGCCAUUCCAGUCUACCUUGUCUUUGCCGGUAAUGCCAUUCUGUCUAUAUCAUACGCCGCUGUGCGGCUGCUGGUUGGGCUCGAGUGAGAGCACGUAAGGCACAACGGAGCGAGUGCGUUCCGUAAGGACUAUCGGUUAGCGCCCCUCACCAUGUCAUCCUGCCGACGAAGGGCCGACCAAAUCUGUAGGCGGAUAUCCACGGUUUUUCCUUACGCUGCCUAUCUAAAUGUUCCCCAACCAUGCUGAAAAACGUUCAGGCUACCGCUCAUCAGCAAAUUUGUCUCCAGACUAAUCAUGUUCUUCUUAAACUCCCAAGUCGAGGUCCAGUCGACGAGAUCCGGCCACAGAGUCCAGUUCGAUGAGACCGAAAUUCUCGCGAGAGAUGUUAUUCGCGUGAGCCGACAGUGGCUUGACUCAUGGUUCACGGGACCCCAGUCUAUCAACAACUGCAAUGAUAUCCCCACUCCAUGUUAGGUGCUGAGAGAUAGUCUGGCCACAGGAGUUAACCACUCGCAGAGCGCGCAGGCCGGUGAGCCAGGUGGCCGAGCAGUCAUCCGACAUCCAGAGACUGCUCCUACUUAUCAUGUCCUUUGUUUAGUUCUGGCGAAUCACUUAUCGUGGACGUGAUGUGGUGUUAUAUUUGACGGCUAAUAUCUCCAAAGGGCACUUUAAAUACAUCUAAGGAAUGGUUGGAGAUGGUACGUUAUGCGACCUAGCCUACAUAGCUCACGCGGUCUCUGUUUCCUCUUCUUGUUUUCAGGACGACUGGAUCCCUGCUUCAUGCCGAUCAGAUCGGGCAUGUGCAGAGCAAGAAUCCCAAUGUAUGCCUACAAUGCUGAGCUCGGUGUAUGUGAGGAAUUCAUUUAUCGCGGAUGUGGCGGCAAUUUGAAUCGUUUUGAAACCUUGGAGGAUUGUGAGAUGGCAUGUGGCGGCAGGCGUCGUCCUCCGAAGUGGGGUCCAUAUGGACCCGUAGAGGAUUCUGCUAUGUAAUGUCACCUUAAAUAUAAUGCGUGAACCGAAUCAAAAUGUUGUUUUUUCAGAUUAUUUGAUUGGCUGAAGAGGGGCUGACGCGAUUUCUCCGACUGAAAUUCUGCAAGCCACAUUGCAGUGGAGUCCACCGGAUAUUGCUAUGAAAUCGAUAACAACAUGCAGAGGACAUUGCUGUUGGCGUUGGAGUAGAGAUAUUUGGGAAGCACAGUAUCAGCUAUAAGAGAUGGGUGAGAGAGAGAGAGAGAGAGAGAGAGAGAGAGAGAGAGAGAGAGAAAUGCGCUUUCUUUUCAAAGCAAGAAUGCUUCUAUUCAUUCUGACGGGAAUAUAGAUUUAUAUGUGAGACUAGAAUAAAUAGAUUUGCACGGAACCGAAUAUAUAUUGCGGGGACAGUUCAAGUCUCAGUUUUGCUACUUUUCCUUCUUUAUGCAUUAGGUAUCCUGCCGGCUUUGGCGGCAUAUAAUGCUUUUUUGCUCCAAUGUGUGACCCACGUAGAUCUGUAGAGUAUUCUGCUAUUUAAUGUCACCUUAAAUAUAAUGUGUAAACCAAAUCUAAAUGUUGUUUUUGAAAGUAUCGGUUUAGCUGAAGAAGGACUGACGCGAUUUCUCCGACAGAAAUUCUACAAGCUACAUUGCAGUGAAGUCCACCAAAUAUUAAUUGGAAAUCGAUAAUAACAUGCAGAGGACAAUGCUGCUGGCAGUGGAGGAGAGAUAUUUGAGAGGCACGGUAACAGCAAUGCGAGGAAAGAGAGAGAGAGAGAGAAAGACAGAGAACUUCGCUUUCAUUUGAAAGCAUUAAUGGUUCCAUUCAUUUGGACCAUAAUAUAUAUUUACAAAUGAUGCCAGAUUACUUCAAUUUGCAUGAAACUAAAUAUCUAUUACGGGAACAGUUAAAGUCUCAGUUUUACUCUUUCACCUGCCCUGUCAGCAAUGGCGGAAUGUAAUGCUGAUAUGCUGCUGUACAAGAGAUAUGUCGCAAGGCACAGGGCAGAAGUCGAUCAACGAAAUGCUGGACCGCUGUCACAUGUCGCUGCAUUACGGUAUCGACCAUAAAAACAUUCGAAUUACCAGCAGCGGCAGUAGCAGCAGCAGCAGCAGCAGCAGCAGCAGAAGAAAGCAUUUAAAUGAAAAUGACCACCUGGCGCUCGACCCGUAACCCUCGGAAAUUCGGUUAGUGUGCGGGUUUAAGUUUCUCACUGCCGAUAUAUUUUUAUGUUAAUGAAUAUGUUCCUGACAACAUUUGAUUAAUAUGUUUUAACAUCAACAUUGUACGUACUGGUUUCAGUAGGUUCAUCAAUGGUACUACUGCCUAUUACCUUAAUUAUCCUAUUAUAAUUAAUGUAAAUAUCUUUUUAUGCAAAGCAGCAACAAGAACAGAAUGCAGUCAUUUGUAAAUCUCCUGAUUAGCGGUUGAGGUGUGUGAUAGAAAAGUGCAUGGCAAAUGUAAUAAGCGAGUUUAGGAAUUUUCUUGAAAAGGAUUUUGAGGCCAUAGUUACACCAAGGUAUGGGAAGGAGGAAUCAUGAUCAGGCAUGGAUGGGGGUCACAGAAGGCGGUUAACCCCGAGAUGUGCAACACCUGGGGCUCGAUCCCGCGACCUGUCGGUUACAAAUCCAGCACCCCAAAUCCACUGAGUCACAGGCCUGCUUUCCUUUCGGUUGUGAUCGCGUAAUUAUAUUCAUCCUCCCGUGGAUCCAGACGGGACGAGUGAGUUCCAUAAUGCAGUCGGUGAGCGCUCCUCUACUAUUGUAUAUACCCGAUGCAAAACGACGUGAAGACGUGCCCGUGGCUCCGUUGCUACGGAGCGCUGGACUUCUAAUCAACAGGUCGCUGGAUCUACCCCCGGGUGUUCCGGACCUCGGGGCUUGGGUAUGACUGGCUGAGGACCGCUAAUAAGCCAUAAAUGGCCAUUCCAGUCUCCCUUGUCUUUGUCGGUCAUGCUACUCUGCUUCACUGUGAGUCAUCUGUUGCACUGAAACAGCUGUCUUCUACUCAGCUUAAGGCAUCAGGAUUUGCGAUCGAUCUGAGCUAGACAGUGUUUUGUGCGCCGUAGAAUAACUACAGGCUAAUGAGCCUUGCCUCGAUUUUUUCACAUUAAUGAAGAAAAUCCGUAAGAAAUCGUUGACGCAAUCCCUUGAUCAGAAUCACCUCAUUUAUACGAUUUGACAAUGGCAUUUUUUCAAGAUAUUUGGCACCUUCGUGUGGUCACAUCUAGAAUAUGCCAUACAGACCUUGCACGGCCAAGGACCGUAGACUUGACACUUGUCAAGCCCCCCAAUUACCAGCCACACAAACACCCACAUAUUCUACAUACUAUUACACCAGUUGCAAUACGUAAGUAGACGUUAAUGCUCACACUCUUUUCGAUUAGGAGACAGCUUCCUGCUAUGCCCUCGCAAAUACUUAAACAAUCUUUCUUUCGAUGUUCAAUUUAUCGGGGUUCUUUAUUAAACAGUCUGCAAACAAAAGGGAGUUGAACGGCGUUCGUCUAUUUUUACGCUAAUAAGACUGAACAGAACUGAUGGCUUAGAGAAAGCGCCUAAUUUCACUGCGGUCUGCGAAUCCUUGGACUUUUUCUCCGAUCGUUUCGCAUCUCCCACUGCCACCAUAUGCGCAGAGGUCAGAAUCUCGAUUAAGGGAGUGGGGUGGGGUGGGGUGGUCGGUCACACAGCAUCUGAGUCCAACGCCCUGCCCAUUUUCGUCCACGCUCAAUGACCUGCGCCGCCGAAAAUUCAAUGCCGCAUCGAUAUAUUCUAAUUUUCGGACAGAAUUCGGUAUUGGUUUUUAUGACCGGGUAAAUUGUCCAGAAUUUUUGCCUGCAAAGGACGGGGAGGGUGGAAUUGUCAUUUAUGGUUUGAUGAACGUCGACACUAAUCCGCUGCAGUCACCCUACUUGGAGACAAUGUUCUUCUUGCUCGCACAAACUGAAUGUUCCCAAAUUGCAAGCCUCUAUGUGCAUAUGCUUGUUCGUUUGCAGACAGGAGCAUACAUACGUCACAUGCUGGUUGAGAAAUUUUAGUAUCCACCAUGGUGCAGAGUGGGGGGUGAGGUUGUGUACUGCGGUACUCACGGCAUAAUGCCUCACCCCAACCGGCCACACGUUAGAUACGCUGGACCAUCACGGGGACCAUAUCGGAAUGUGGCAGGAGUUAUCGGUAUGCGCACCAUAACAAAUGCCAACACCUCGGGGUUGCGGUGGCAGACGCAGCUGAUGGCAGAGAUCGGGCACAUUGAAAGGCCUGUCGCUUUCCCCCCACUCCCUCAUUCGGAUUGUUGGUUAAAAGCCUGGUCAUUUGCUGUGUGGACCAGGGGAUGUGAAGUGGAUCGUCAAGGUGCCGGUUUGAGCUUGUCAUCUACUUGCGUCCUCCCCGCCUCCGGUCUUGUCUUGACACCGCGUCAGUGUGAGGGAGGAGGGGAGAGUGCGGUAGAUGCCGGGCAAGUCCACUACCACCAUAGACUAACUCACGCACAAGUCACCGUGCCUGCUUCACCUUGCUAUGGAACACACGAUGGACGUUGUCCGAUUCGACAUACGAACUGGCGGCGGAUAAGUGUUGCAGGUACGGUCGAGUUAGUCAUACCCUAAGCCCAACUAGUGGAUCACCCGUGGACAGAAGGUCCAGUCGGGGAGGUCUUUCAGUGUUUGGGUCGAACGCUCUUAUGAUUUGUAUUCAUGGUUAGGUAGCUGCAUACCGAGUACUUUAAGUCAAGGGAGUAUGCACCCCACCGUCCUAUCCUGCUUUCGGGACAAAAUUCGGAUUCAGAUCCUUAUGACAGGAUUGUGUUCCCCAUGACAUAUUCACCGAGUGCAAAGCUCUUGCAAACUGUCCAACCGCUACAGUUGAGAAAUAAGCAAAAACAGUAGAAUUUAAUGAUACCAGAAAAUUUCGCAACGGCUCCCCUACUGCAGCCUGUCGUUGCAUAACAAAAUAACAAGUGGGAAAGGUACAGAGGUUUGGAUUUCGACAGGGAAAAUCAAUGUAAAACAGCAAGGUCAACGUAUGCUGCGCGAGGACCAAUCCCUUGGCAUGUUUACUUCUCCAUUUUCAGUCCUAUGUUGCAUUUUGAAUUAUCAUUUUAAGAGGGUGCGUGAACAUAUGCCCGCCUGGCUAGACAGAUGUGAGACACGGUCGAUUUCGAGUUCUAUUCUCGCGCAUUUAAUCGAUACGAACCACCGAGUCGAUGCCAAGAAAGCAUUUCAGGUUGUUUACCGGACACCAACAUGCUUCUCUUAAGGCCUACGCCAACGGAUACUAGCAACGGCCGAGGCAGUAGCGAUACGGUUAGUGAAUCCGGUGUUAUGCUGUCAGAAAACUCUGACACAAGCGCUUUCGCUGCCGUGGCCAACGCCAACCCCAAGUGAUGAAGCCAUGCCGCCUCAAAUCCCUAAUCACGAUGAUGGGUACUCCGUGUACUCAACCCAAGAUCAUUACUCGAAGACUCUCUUACCCCCCCUCCCCUAGCUCUGACGACUAACACCCGCCGACCUUCUCAUGCGGGCGGCGUGGGGAUGAUGAGUGUUUGUGACUUAAUAGCCCUUGAGGCAUCUAUAAACACUGUUGAUUUUGUACAUUUUCUUUCGAUCAUGUAAUUUUAUUGGCCUGAGGAAGAAUUACCGAAAACGUGCGUUCGCCAACUUGACUUUUCAAUUAUCAUUUUAUUGAUUAGUCUACUAGCAGUAUACGUUGACCUUGCAGAACUUCCAGACCUUGUAAACAUAAACCGUUACUAAAAUCUGUUCAGUAGCACCGGAUGGAAACUGCGAGAUAAAAGCGAUCAUUAAGACCACCUGUGUUUUAUCGGCGUGAUCAGCCAAAAUUUGAUAGCCAGACUGUUGAAACCCAAGUACGCAUCGAAAUCGAGAAUGGUUCCACUUAUCUAUCGGAGUUAACUCCUAAAGUACAGUCAGUGAAUGAUAUGAUGAAAUGUUGGCCGAAAUUGUGAAGUACGUAUUCAUUUAAGAAGGACAACUUAAUUUACAUCGUAAUAUUUAUUAUCUUGCGGCAUAAUGCAGGGAUAUUUCAGACACGCCAGGCUGUCGGCUUCUUCUCGCCCGCCUGCAAUGACUGCAGUUUUUAAAAAAGGACUACUCAUAUAGGACACAUAUUUUCUCUCGAUUUUCCAUGGAUUUAUGAAUUGUGAAUUAUCUUAUAGAAAAAAAUGCAUGCUAUAAACCCUAAACGCAUCGACAGGUUGAGAUCAAGAUCAUUCUAGGAUUCAAAAACGUUUUUAAAACUGUAAGAUAUCACUUCUUAGACUAUAAAAUUUGAAGAAGACAUGAGUUGCUUCCAAGUGAGUACAAAAAAGAUAUUUUUGCGUGUUUUGGCGAAAUAUUUCUGUAUGAAUUAUGGCAUAAAAAUCGACACAGAAAAUGCAUACUACUUAGGUAUUCAUUUUGCCGGGUACGGUGGUUUUGGAUGGCCGAAAGGAACUGGGCCUAAAAGCCAACAUCCUUCCGUGCCUUGAAUAUGAAUGCAUUGGUUCGUAACUUGGUUAAUAUUGCAAAUACAUUUAAGUGGUCCCUUCUAACCGAAUACUCAUUUCACAAUUUCGGACAAUAUUUCAUGAGAUCCACCGCUGACUGCAGCUUAUUCUCUCAUUGCACAGAACUGGCAAACGGUCUAAUGGCAACCGCCGAGCAAGAAUCAAAAUGUGUUAUUCAAACGAGAUGCAAGAGGCCGCCAUAAGAAUUUCCGCUCUAACACAGCCGUGUUCCUGCGUCAACCUAAGUCGUAAUGUUAUUACCGACCACUAAUACACGACAAAUUCUAAGCUACCACAGUAAUCACACCUUACGCCACAAACGCAGUUGUGUGCGAACACGCUACAGAAGGGCAGAAACAUAUUGCACCAAGCCGGACGACAGAACUACGCUACCUCCAGCAUCAUCAUUCAACCUCGCUACCUCAACAUCAUUCUUUUGAGAUGUUUUAUAUUUUGAGGUACGGUAUGUGGCCCUAUAUGUAAACCAUUGACAGCCUACCAUCGUUUCUUAUGUGAUAUAAUGCAUCAAUGCAGACCAGUUCAUUUUCAUUUAAUUCCUCCAUAAUAGUGAAUACUAGUUUCUACUAAAUGCAUUGGGUAGCACCAAUUACAUACUGAGAGGAAGAGAACGACAAAUAUGGCCUCUUCCGAUUCACAAAGCGUGGUCAGCCAGUGACACCCAAUGCCAAAUUUUGAUAGUCAGAUAAGUGAAUGGCUACGGCGGCGAUUUCGAUUUCUUCUCGCCCGCCUGCAAUGACUGCAGUUUUUACAAAAGAACUACUCAUAUAGUGCACAUAUUUUCUCUCGAUUUUCCAUGCAUUUAUGAAUUGUGAAUUAUCUUAUAGAAAACAUGCAUGACAAAAAUCUUUUUUGUACUAAUUUGGUAGCCAAUUACGUUUUCUUCAAAUUUUGCACUAAAAGGAUGUGUAUCUUUCUGUUGCAAAAGAAUUUCUAUUUAGGGGAUUUUAAAGGCUGUGCAAAGUCCAUUCAAAUCUCAACUUAUCUGUGUUCUAUAAUGCUCCUAAUGAGGUAUACAACAUUUUUUGCAAAUUUGUAUGAGACCUAUAUGACAUCUACUCGAUAGAAUGGAGGAAUGAUUAUUUUGCAUUACGUGGGAAGUAUGAAGUUAGUAGAUUUGAAACCCCAAACUCAAAUGCAACGGCAAAUCGAGCUCAAGAUCAUUCUGGAAUUCAGAAAGUUUUUAGGAUUAAAAAAUACCCCCUUUUGAUAGUCAGACGCCUGAACCCUAAGCACACCACGUAAGCUGAGAUUUUUCCCACUGAUUUAUCCUGGUUCCAGGGCACAAAUUGGAGCUAGCUCCUUAAACAGAACUACUCAGGUGAGGUUGUAAAAUUUAUUAUCUUGCUGCCUGUCUGUUGGCUUUCGCCCGCCUGCAAUGACUGCAGCCGGCACAAAAUGGCUACUUGUAUAGUGCACCCUUUGCAGUCCGCAUUGUGAAAGUUUUCCGCGAACAAAUACAGUGCGUGACCUAUCUCAUGAAAUGUUAGCUGAAAUUCUGAAAUGCGUUUUCGAUUAGGAAGGAUUACUUGGUCGCGGUUGUGAUACUGAUUAUUUUAAGGCAUACUCUUAUAACAUUUCAGACUCGGCAGGAUGUCGGCUUUUAAAUGCACUUCUCUUCAAUCUGCUGUGAAAGCUAGCUCGGUAAAAAAUGACUACUUAAGUAGCAUGCAUUUUUCCCAUUGAUUUUCGAUGGUCUUGGAAAUUCAAAUAUAUUUUAUAGAAACCACAAACGAAAAUAUGCUUUCUUUUAGUCAAUCGAUAGAAAAUCACGUCUUUUUUAUAUUUUAUGCAUAAGGAGGGAGUAUAAUUAGGUUUUAGAAAAAGUUUUCUGAUUGCCGAAAAUUUUGGAGCCUGAUCAUUCGUUGCAUUUGCGCUUAGUGAUUACACUCUACAUGGUACAUGUGUUCCACGUAAAGAAAAUCCCGUCUUUUUCUAUGUCAUUAAAGAGAUAUCAUACAGGGUCCAUAAAAUAUGCUCUCUUUUAGUCAAUCAAUAGAGAAUCAUGUCUUCUUUAUAUUUUUUACUUAAGGAAGGAGUAUAAUUAGGUUUUAAAAAAGUUUCUAAUUAUGAGACUUUUUAAGACCGCCAUAUGUCCAUUCACAUAGCAUCGUACCUGGCCGUUUACCACUGCUCCUCAUGAAAUGUACAACAUGGUCCGCAUCCAUUGCAAAAUUUUAUGGACCCUGUAUGAUAUCUCUUUAAUGACAUAGAAAAAUAUAGGAUUUUCUUUACGCGGAACGCAUGCACCUUGUAGAGUUAAUCACUAAGCGCUAAUGCAGCGAAUGAUCAGGCUCCAAAUUAGUCGGCAAUUAGGAAACUUUUUUGAAACCUAAUUAUACUCCUUCCUUAUGCAUAAAAUAUAAAAAAACGUGAUUCUCUAUUGAUUGACUGAAAGAAAGCAUAUUUGUGUUUGUGGUUUCUAUAAAAUAUAUUUGAAUUUCCAAGACCAUCGAAAAUCAAUGGGAAAAAUGCAUGCUACUUAAAUAGUCAUUUUUUACCGAGCAAGCUCUCUACAGGAGAUUGAAGAGAAGUGCAUUUAAAAGACGACAUCCUGCCGAGUCUGAAAUGUUAUAAGAGUAUGCCUUAAAAUAAUCAGUAUCACAACCGCGACCAAGUAAUCCUUCCUAAUCGAAAACGCAUUUCAGAAUUUCAGCCAGCAUUUCAUGAGAUAGGUCACGCACUGUAUGUUACUGACAAAAUUUAGUAAGAUGUACAUCUAACAUUUAUAUUUUAUGUACCGUUUUCAAUAGGGUCAUCAAGGGCAUUGCCUAUUACCCUAAAAUACACUAUACACAAAUAUUUUCUAUAGAUUUUCCAUAGAUUUACGAACUAAGUAAUACUGUAUAAGAGGCAUAUAUAACACUAUUCUUUAUGUAUUCCUUUUGUGGUAAAGUACGCUUUCUUCAAAUUUUUCACUCGAAGGAGGGUAAUCUUUCGAUUUUAAAGGAAUUUUGAAUUGUGAGAUUUUCACGGCCGUGUAAUAUCCAUUCAAAUAGCAUUGUAUCUAUCUCUUCAAUAGUGCUCCUCGUGCAGUAUGCAACAUAGUCCACAUAUGGCGAAAAAUUUUAUGACCCCUAUUUGACAUUUGCCUAGUGGAGUAGAGGAAUGAAUGUUUUUAAUUACGUGGAAAGUAUGAAGUUAGUGGGCUGGAAACCCUAAACGCAAAUGCAAUGGCAGAUCGACCUCAAAAUUGUUCUGAAAUUUAAAAAUGUUUUUAUAAAUGAAUAGUGCCCCUUAUUAGAAUAUAAAAUUUGAACAAGACAUGAGUUGCUAUUAAAAAAGAACAAGAAUGGAUAUUUUGUUCCUGUGUUUUGCAAAAUAUUUCUGAAUAUAUAAGGACAUCUAAAAUCAGCAAAUAUAUUGCAUGUCGAGUGCGGUUUUUUAAAUGGCUGAAAAGGACUGCGCCCAAAAAGCCAACAUACUGCCGUGCCUGGAAUAUGACUGCACAAUUAAUAUUGGAAAUAUGUCUACGCGAUCCAUUCUAAUCGAAUGCACACUUCAUCCUUUCGGUCAAUAUUUCAUGAGAUCGAUCAUUGACUGUAGCUUGUUCUCCAAAUGCUGAGUCCUUGCAAACGGUCUAAUGCCAAGAUCUCAGCAAAAAUCAAAAUAUGUUAUCCAAACAGGAUGCGAGAGACUAGGAUGACAGUUUCCAUCUAAUGAGACGUCAUCGGUCAGGAAUACAGUAAGUCCAGGCAAUGCAGUUGAGAGGUCGUUAUCUUUUGAGGGACGACAUGUGACCCUGUAUAUAAUUCAAUGGAGCCUGUCUUCUUACCUUUGGGUGAAAUAUGCAUUUGUACAGACGGGUGCAUUUUCCCUUAAUUCUUCCAUCACUAGUGAACAUUAGCUGUUACUAAAUGCAUUCGAUUACAUUAAUUACAUGCUGAUAAGGAGAGAAAAAUAUCGGCACUUAUGGCCGCUUCUGAUUUAUCAGGCGUGGUCAGCUAGUGAUACCCAGCGUCAGGAUUUAUUUGCCAAGAGCUGAAGCCAGAUCACGUAAUUGACAAUCGCAAAAAUUUUUUAUAUAUGCGGGGUUAUUCGACGAUCUCUCCCUAUUGUCCGUCAGCCUCCUCCCGUUGUGUCUUUGAGUUUAAUCUAAAAUACUAGCAUGCGAAAGUGGAAGCAGUCCGGCAAAAUUACUGCCGACAAUGGAAACUGGGAUAGACAUUACUGGCAUGUUAAUCGUUGACAUGCAACCGUGCCCCUACCCCAGAUUUCGAGACCUCAGCGCCCGAACCCAGAACUCUGUGCUCAUUUAGCGUGCAAUUGAGCUUACGGGCUCAUUGUUCUGCUUUUUUAACGGAUCCAGAUUACAACAUGACAUGCCGGACCGGACUCGCCAGGAUGUCGGAUUUUGAAUGCAUUCCUUUUUAACCUCCUACAGAAACCGCACUUGGCAAGGAAUGACUACUUAAUUAACGUGAAUUUUUUAGCAUUGAGUUUUGGCGGUCUCGUAAAUUAAUAUAUAUGAGAAUGGAAGAGGUUCUUCGGAAAAAAUAGAGUUGUACUAAUGAAUUUUCGAAUUCGUGACACCACUCCGUCGUCAGACGAAAUGAAGAUAAAAGAGAGAGUAAGACAGUCACACUAGACUAGUAGACGCGACAGGACAAACAUUGACGGGCGGACCAUUAAUGUGUGACGAGGGAUGCGGGCAGGGAGUCAUGUUGGUUCUGAUCCGGGAGGGCUGGAAGGGGGGGGAACAGUUACGGCUCCCCGUGUUGGAGGGGAGGGAGACUGGUAGGUUGGCAGAACUGCGGGCGCCUGGGUUAGCGGCUGAUGAUGCGGCGUGGGGCUCGGCUUAGUGAGGCGUGAACUCAGGCCCUCAUAAUAGGCGUCUAGGUCAACGUGGCGGUUGAUGCUGUUCGCGUUAGUUCCAUGCCUCUAGGAAUUCUCUCGCCCGUUCUGUGUUGGUCGUGGCAAUGACCUCGGUAUUAUCCGAUUGGGUAGCCUUACUGACAAAGAAAAAAAGAGUGGAAUGGCCACUUAUAGCUUGUUAACCGUUAUCAGCCAAACAUACCCAACUCCGAGGUUUGCUACUCCCGAGACUCGAUCAUCCGGUCUGUUGGUUAAGGUCCAACACUCUAACCACUGAGCCACCGGCUUAUUAUCCUGCCGUUUGAGAUGGUGUAUACUAGCAAUGAUAGAUGGACGCCCCCCUGAUUGCUUUACGGGACUCCCUGGUUCCGUUGUGCUUUGCGGAUCAAUAUACUUACUUUGUACUUGAUACGGCUGCGAUCAUGCCUGAUCUAGACGGCCUCGAUGAUGUCCCGAAUUGUACCUCUCCACGCGUGACGAUCCGCGGCAGCAGAUCUGGACAGUUCAACCCAUUCGCUUCGCCAACGACGGAGACCGAAUACCGAAGGUCCAAUAACCACCUCCAUGUCUUGACGAACUGUGUCGAGCCAGGUUUUGAACUGACCCCCUCUUCGACGCCUCCAAUGGGGCAACGGUGCCGGAUCGAGGGCAGUAACACUGAGCUCCUGAGGUGGACGACGAAGAACAUGCCCGAACCACCUCAGUCGUCUUUCUUGGAUGGCCUGAGUUAUCCUCGCGAUGUUGUCGCAGCGAGCGCGGACUAUCUCAUUUGAGACGAAGUCGGUUAACUUCACUCGAAGGAUGAUCCUCAAGCAGUGGUGGUCAAAUACCUCCAGUUUUCGCUCAUCUGCCAGGCGCAAAGCCCAGCAUUCGCAACCGUAGAGAAGGACAGACCGAACAGAUGAACGGUACACGCUAACCUUAGUGGCGAUGGAGAGGUCACGUCGGUUCCACAGGCAUUUCCGAAGGCCUGAAACCUCAUGCAAAGUACUUGCGGCUCAAUAUCGAGUCUCGCCGACAGCUGCUUAGCGGCCAGUAUUACAAUCAGAAUGGCAUUACCGACAAAGGCAUUUUUGCCUUAUUAGCUGCCAUCAGCCAAUCAUACCCAAUCCCGAGUUUCACAACCCCUGGGGCUCGAUCCCCAACAUUCUCGCUGGAUUGCAGAUCAGUGGAUACCAUCGUGACACAACUUAGACUGGAUCCUGUAGGUGGUCGUUCCGUGCAGCAGCUAUUGGGACGUCAAGUUCAAGCAUCAAAUAUGGCCCGUCCACAACCUUAAUUGGGCCGGGAGCGACUCUUUCUGUCCUAUGGCGUUUGUCCGUCAUGGUUCUUGACAGAGAAAUGCAGCCGAUUGUACUUUUGCAAACCGAGUGAGCCACGGUUCUCGACAGUUAAAGGGGAUUUUGUCCAGCCGGCUCUGAGCUCCCUCAGUUGGGUGAGUGCGAACUCAGUCAAUUUUGGCAUAAUUUACUGCACCGUAAAAGUCAUCCCCGAGGAGGGACGGUUCCGUUCUCGAAAAUUUCCCACACGUGCGUCAGCAUAUUCUGGCAAGACGAUCAGCGGCUAACAAUUAUGCUGUCCGACGUAGCGCAUCGACUACGCCCCCCCUCCCCUGUCCUCAAAUUACUUCCUGCACUGUAGCUAAUGGCAAAUUGUCGUCUCAGAGACUUAGUAAAAAUGUCUAUAAAUAUAUGUCCAUAAACGGAUAGCGCAGACAUCACUUCUACGCGAUGAUUGCUCUUCUAUUCGCCGCCUGCCUUCUCUCCGUGGUAACAGUUGAGGGUGAGUUGUGCACUUAAUUUUCUUGAGCGACUCCCCAACAUCACCUAGUGCAGCCUUAAAUUCAUAAAUUCGGUCAGGAGUUUACGGUUAUUUAACCUCAUAGAUGGUCUGCAUGACGUUAUGCCAGACAUGCUUAUGCGUACCCGUAUGAGACGCCGCAAUGUCCCCUAGAAACUGUUAAAGUAGUGGAGUAGCCUUCAGCCCUAACCCGCCUCACGCACGUAACGUCUUAAUCCCCCUCUUGUCCAAAAUCCCUCAAUUGCACUGGUCUAGACAUUCAGAAAAGUCGAAAGCGAAUGAUGUUAGUCGAUUUUGGAGGUAAAAGGUAUUCGUGAGUGCUACUCACUGGACCGUCGUCAUUCUAUUGGCCAGCGGUGACGAGCAUUCUACUGUGAACGCAACUCAGCAUUUGCGUUGCGUCUCAUUGCCAGUUCACACUGAUGGCACAUAAGGCGGCAGCAUAACUGAGGGGCAGCCAUUAUGUAACCCUGUUUGUUUUGGGACAAAACCCUUAAAGGCCUUAACUUCCUCCUCUCCCUCUCAUCACAUUACGUCCAACAUCGCCAAGCGUCUCCAGCUGAGACGCCCCAACAACGCACUUGUACUCGCCGGCCAGCCUGUUAUUCCGCCCUAUCUUCCACUCAGGAACUAGUGCACAAAUGCUGAAUGGUGAUCUGAGUUUAGCCCUAACCCACCUCACGCAUUCUUUCUCCUCUUCAGGAUGGGUGCACCCCUGCUACAUGCCUGCUACAUGACCGGCAGGUGCCGAGCGCGGAUGCCAAUGUAUGCCUUCAAUCCUCAGUUGGGCGCCUGUGUGGAAUUCGUGUAUGGCGGCUGCGGUGGCAAUUAUAAUCGCUUCGAAGCCCAGGAGGAGUGUGAGGCGAUCUGUGGUGGAUUCCGUCGUCGAAUGUAG
Molecule: messenger RNA, 14460 nt
Organism: Spirometra erinaceieuropaei
Lineage: Eukaryota; Metazoa; Platyhelminthes; Cestoda; Diphyllobothriidea; Diphyllobothriidae
Source: the annotation of a GenBank genome assembly